Rosa rugosa (rugosa rose) is the source of this 999-nucleotide messenger RNA. RefSeq names its product SUMO-conjugating enzyme SCE1. Gene Ontology annotation, molecular function: SUMO conjugating enzyme activity. The coding region runs from base 240 to 722 and encodes 160 amino acids. NCBI's taxonomy places the organism in Eukaryota, Viridiplantae, Streptophyta, Magnoliopsida, Rosales, Rosaceae. The transcript is spliced from 5 exons. Gene Ontology annotation, biological process: protein sumoylation. The record is from RefSeq and is a predicted model, not a curated record. Gene Ontology annotation, cellular component: nucleus.
ACCCAUAAAAGAAGAGAAUCCAUUUCUCUUGUUGUUUUUUUUUUUUGUUUCUGUGUGUUUUUGUGGAUUGUGCCCAUCAAAAUCGAUUUGCUGUUUCGCACCAGUCACCCAAAAGUCGCCUCCUUUCAUCUUCGGUUUCUUCUUCUCUUUAUAACCCCCAAAGGGGAAAGGGAAAGAGACCCAUCACAGGGAGAGAGAGAGAGUAGGAAAACCCUAAACCAAGAGGAGCAGCAGAAGUCAUGUCGGGAGGUAUUGCACGCGGUCGUCUCGCUGAGGAGCGCAAGUCAUGGCGGAAGAACCAUCCCCAUGGUUUUGUGGCGAAGCCGGAGACUUUACCUGAUGGGACUGUGAAUUUGAUGGUGUGGCAUUGCACAAUUCCGGGCAAGACCGGUACUGACUGGGAGGGUGGGUACUUCCCACUCACACUUCACUUCAGUGAAGACUACCCUAGCAAGCCUCCAAAGUGCAAAUUCCCAGCAAAUUUCUUCCACCCGAAUGUAUAUCCAUCUGGAACUGUCUGUCUAUCAAUCCUUAAUGAGGACAGUGGUUGGAGACCAGCAAUUACUGUGAAGCAAAUUCUUGUGGGCAUUCAGGAUCUACUGGAUCAGCCAAAUCCCUCUGAUCCUGCACAGACAGAAGGCUAUCACCUCUUCAUUCAGGAUUCUACAGAGUACAAGAGAAGGGUUCGCCAGCAGGCCAAGCUAUACCCACCUCUGGUCUAAUGCAAAACUGGCCUUCUACUCCCGGAAACUGCUGGUGCUUUGGUAAAUGUCGGUUGCCGCCUUUUGUUUGAAGUAUGUUAUGUCAAAGAUCGUUGUUUGGAAGUGUUAGUUAGCAUAUCAUGUAUGGACUACAUGAUUAAGCUAUUUUCCCUGUAUCAGAUUUGGAUUAACUUGGGUUAAUGUAUGUCACUAUGCGAGCGGUCCAGUAAUACUCAUUAAGAAACAUAAACUUACAUGUUGGGGCAAUGCCAAUUGUGUUAAUUUAUGAGUUUGCCAA